Gadus macrocephalus (Pacific cod) is the source of this 2752-nucleotide messenger RNA. RefSeq names its product neural precursor cell expressed, developmentally down-regulated 9 (gene nedd9). Bases 1 to 2214 code for a protein of 737 amino acids. Gene Ontology annotation, biological process: cell surface receptor protein tyrosine kinase signaling pathway; cell migration. NCBI's taxonomy places the organism in Eukaryota, Metazoa, Chordata, Actinopteri, Gadiformes, Gadidae. Gene Ontology annotation, cellular component: cytoplasm; plasma membrane. The transcript has 6 exons. The record is from RefSeq and is a predicted model, not a curated record.
AUGCGAGGGGUCACGAAGAUAGGGGUGGUGACCCCUACCAGGGUGGGACAGUCCUACACCUACAGCCCGGGUCAGCACAACCAGCAGGACCUCUACGACGUGCCCCCCUGCAGAGCGGCUCAAGGGGUGUACGAUAUUCCGCCGGCCAAAACGUCAGGAUCGUUGCUGUACAGCGGGAAGCACGCCAGCGCGCGCCCCGAAGGAGUCUACGACGUUCCUCCGUCUCAACCCGAUCUUCGGAACCAGGGAAUCUACGACAUACCCCCCUCUUCACAAGCGGUGUACUCCGUACCCCCGUGCCGGGCCGCCCCCGCGCUGCAGGAGGGCACCUACGACUUCCCCCAGCCGCUCAAACAACCCCAGGAGGGCAUCUACGACGUGCCCCCGCCGGCCCUCACCAAGCCCCCCGUCAGCCCCGAGUCCCCCUACGACUUCCCCCCGAACUCUGAGCUCCCCGGGGCCCGCCUCCACUACCCGGCGGCCAACGGCAACGAGGGGAUCUACGACGUCCUGCCCCCGACGCACCACUCCGACGCCGCUCGUUGCCACGGCGACCUCUACGACAUCCCCCGGGGCAUGCAGACGCUCCCCGCUCACCGGACGCCCCCCGUCGCCGCGGCCGCCCCCGUCGCCAUCCCCGCCUUCCCCCCCGCCGGCGAGCGCUGCGACAGAGGGCGGGGCGUGUACGACAUGCUGCCCGCGCAGGACUCGCCGCGGGCCGCGGUCGCCGACGUGACGGACGGCGUCAACCGGCUGUCCUUCUCCAGCACGGGAAGCACGCGCAGCAGCAUGAGCACCUCCUCGUCCUCCACGGGCUCCGGCGCAGAGGGCCGCCUGGCGCUGGAGCUGGACGCCGCCGUCCAGAGGCUGUUCCGGCUGCAGCAGGCGGUGGAGGCCUCGGUGGGGGCGGUGCAGACGCUGGCCGCCUCCCCCCACUGGAGGACCUUCCCCUUCAUGGAGCGCCACGCCAACGACGUGCGCACCGUGCUGGACCGCGUGCGGGCCACGCUGGGCGACUUCCUGGUGUUCGGGCGCGGCGCGGCGGCCAACGCCACGGCCCUGUCGGACCCCAGCCUCCACAGCAAGCUGAGGAGGCAGCUGGGCCGGCUGGAGGACUCCCAGCAGAUCCUGCUGCAGACCUACCAGGCCCUGGAGGCCUGCGGCUGGGCGGUCAGCACCCUGGCCUCGCCGCCCUCCUCCAGGCAGCACCACCACCACCACCACCACGCCAAGAGCGACGAGCUGGACCGCUUCGUGAUGGUGUCGCGCACCGUGCCGGACGACGUCAAGCAGCUGGCCUCCAGCGUCAACGGCAGCGCCGAGCUGCUUUUCAGACGCAGCAUGGGGGACGGAUCCUUGUCCCGGGGGGGCACGCCGGAGGAGAGCCUCAGCCACCCGCUGCCCUACCCAUCCCCGGACAACGACAACUAUGGCUGCCAGGUGAAGGCCUUCCCCAUGCCCUCGGGCCAGGAGAAGGACAACAUGAACAAUAGUGAGAAGUGCGUCAAGAGCUGGAUGGAGGACUACGACUACGUGCAUCUGCAGGGAAAAGAAGACUUUGAACGGCAACAGAAGGAGCUUCUGGACAAGGAGAACAUCAUCAAGCAGAGCAAAGUGCAGCUGGGUCAGGAACAGAUCAACCAGUUCAAGAAGCUGGAACAGGAAGUGGCCAAGCCGGUGGAGAACGACAUCACCCAGUGGGUGUCCCACCAACACUCCUCCCUCCUCUCGGACUCCUCCCCCUCCCCGUCACUCCCGCUGACGACGACGGGCGGCGGCGGCGGCGGCGGCGGCGGCGGCGCACGCGUCUGCGCCCACGACCGCCAGCUGCUGGUGUUCUACGCCCAGCAGUGCGAGCAGCACUUUGUCACGCUCCUCAACGCCGUCGACGCCUUCUUCGCCUGCGUGGGCGCGGGCCAGCCGCCGCGCAUCUUCGUGGCGCACGGCAAGUUCGUCAUCCUCAGUGCGCACAAACUGGUGUUCAUCGGCGACACGCUGUCGCGGCAGGCCAGCGCGCCGGACGUGGCGAACCGCGUGAUGAACGCCAGCAACGUGCUGUGCGACCUGCUCAAGACGGUGGUGGGCUCUACCAAGAUGGCCGCCCUGAACUACCCGAGCACGGGUGCCGUGCAGGAGAUGGUGGACCGCGUGACGGAGCUCUCGCACCACGCGCAGCAGUUUAAGGAACAGUUGCUGCAAAUGGCCGCUUUGUGAUCGUCUGACAUUUUGGUUUUUUUUCCGCCGCCAGAGUUUUGCCGGGUUUGGGUCGAGUACGUUUUUCCGCCCAAAGACGAUCCGCAGCGCGUGAACAUUUAUCUAUGAUGAAAUAUAUAUAUAUUGCUUUUCAUUAAUCUUAAAAAAAGGAUGUUUUUGGAUGUUGUAAAUAGCCACCCUAUUUUAUGUUCUGUAUAUAUAUGUGCUCUAUUUUUGUGUAGAUUGUUUUAUAUGAGUAUGGUAUGAAUAUAUAUAUAUAUAUAUAUACAGAAACAGUAUUGGUUUCUCCGUAGGAUAACUUAGACAUAUUUUCGUAACAUUCCUGUUGUAUAUUAUGAAGCACCUUAUCAACUUGUCCUGUUUGAUUUCACACGGAGGAAUGUUGUCCAGUCCACCCUACUGCUGGAGGCCACCAUAGAUCUCCAUGGAAACUGUUUGAUGGGGGCCUCAAAUGUUCUUGUUCAGGGCUGGGGGGAUGGGGGGGGGGGGGGGGGGGGUGCUCUACACAGACCAAGUAAAGGAUUGUUUAAGUCUACAA